Castor canadensis (American beaver) is the source of this 932-nucleotide messenger RNA. The record is from RefSeq and is a predicted model, not a curated record. Lineage: Eukaryota; Metazoa; Chordata; Mammalia; Rodentia; Castoridae.
UCAUAUCAUUGUCUUUCACUUUUGUGUGCAGGAUUUGGUUGGGCAAUUCUUGCAUGCUUCGUGUGGCAUUAACUAGGGUCACUGGAUGACAACCUUCAGUUGGCAGCUGAUUGGUCUGGAGGAUAUGAGAUGGCUUCAUUCACAUACCUGUUAUUUCAGACAGGCUGGGCCCUUAUGGGACUUCUUUCCAUGCUGUCUCACUAGCAAGACCGUUGGUGGUGGUACAGUGCAAGAAAGGGUACCAGAGCUGGAUGGCGGUGGAUCCACAGAGCAGGAGAAGAACCAUUCUAACAGUAGCACCUUGUCUGACCGAAGACUCAGCAACUCCAGCCUUUGUAGCAUUGAAGAAGAACACCGAACAGUGUAUGAGAUGGUGCAACGGAUUCUUUUGUCAACACGAGGUUAUGUCAAUUUUGUGAAUGAAAUAUUUCGACAGGCAUUCUUGUUGCCUUCCUGUGAGAUUGCUGUAACAAGAAAAGUAGUUCAAGUGUACAGAAAGUGGAUCCUCCAAGACAAACCUGUGUUCAUGGAGGAACCAGAUAAAAAAGAUACUGCCCAAGAAGAUGCUGAAAAAUUGGGAUUUUCAGAAACUGAUAACAAGGAGGCCUCAUCUGAAAGAUCAGGUCAUAAGCGAUCUUCUAGUUGGGGACGCACAUACUCCUUCACAAGUGCCAUGAACAGAGGGUGUGUGACAGAGGAGGACAAUGCAAAUGUGAAAGCCGGGGUCCAGGCUAUGCUACAGGUCUUUCUAACAAAUGCUGCAAAUGUCUUUUUGCUGGAACCAUGUGCUGAAGUUCCCAUGCUCUUGAAGGAACAAGUUGAUGCCUGUAAAGCUGUUUUGAUUAUUUUUAGGCGCAUGAUAAUGGAGCUUACAAUGAAUAAAAAAACAUGGUAAGUUUAUUUCAAAUUAAUUAACAUUGUAAAACAUGUUU